GGCGAAGCUUCGCGGUAGCGAGGACAGCUAGCCGGCAGCUUGCAGAACAUCUGUGAAAGAUGAUAACUGUGAAUAUACAAUAAAAUAUAUUUAUUUAUCAAGUAUUAUUCAUUUGACUGCAUUACCUCAGACGUUCAUAUGAAUGUUAAACACGAUGAUUUCCGGUGAAACGCGAGUAUUUUGAGCAUGAGAUUCCUGCCAGAGUUUCUCAUCAUGGACACUAAACCAGGUUACAGUCUUGGCUCAUCUGGCAAACUGAUGAAUCAAUACAUGAUUAAAGACCACAUGCUGUCACAUUACAGAAAGCUGUAUUCAGCCAAAGCUGUUGUGGACUGUUCGGUGCCUAAAAGCAUGUGCAGCAAUGUCAAAUAUGUUGAUCAAAAGCGCCGUGAGCAGUUAAGGAAAGACACUCGAAGUCAGUCUGGAAGAUCCACUUCCCAGAGGAGCUCUAGUAUAAACUCAAGAACUUCCCGUUCUUCUAAGAAUAGCAGACCCUCUGUUCAGGGUGACGACAGUGCCUAUCAUUGCCUGGACCAAUCGCUGAUGUCUUCACCCAGGAUCAACACCUCAUUCCACUCCAAACAAAUCGCAUAUCCAUCCCCUGCGAACCAUUUCCCAUCCGCCUCAGAGUUGACAUACCAAAGCCCAAACGCUCACUGGCAUCCCGCGGAUCCAUCCUGUGCCACAUCCGCCAGUCAGAGAGGAUACAGAAGCUUCCAGGAUCCCACACAGAAGACCUACAGCGGAGACGUUCUGCUGAAACACACUCAACGCUUCACUCAGGAGAAACCCUUCACCCCGAGAACGCUCAAAUCAGACCACAAGUCCACGCUCUUACAGUACCGCUAUUACACACCUCCACGGAGGAAAGCUGAGGAGGAGAAAUCCUCCUCUAAAAUCAUUCGACAGGAGACGUACCACAGGAGCACACGGUCCAAACGCUUUUCUCCACAGCUCGAGUCCCAGGCAUUUACUCUUGAUCACGAGUGGUCGGAUGAAGAAACAGCUUCAUUUAGACAUCACGGCAAGACAAACAGGUUUAGAGAUAGUGAAUAUCUUCUCUCAUCCUCCAGGAUUUCACCAGAAGGCAUGAGGUCUCCCAUAAUGAGAAAGGUUUCAGCAGAGGAGGAGGAAUUAAUGCACCUGGAGUUCAUUACAGACGUGACGAAUGAGAUCUUAACACAGGGCCUUUAUUCUGACAGGGUACUGAAGAGAGUAUUUGAACGUCACAUUGAUAUGAACAAACAUCGAUUAGAUGAGAACAAAAUGCGCCACCUUCUAGACAAUCUGCAGGAGGACCUGCAAAGUCCCCCUGCUGCCGCCAUCAGUCAGACGCUGCCAUCAGAUGAUGUUGAUGAUCUGCUUCGUAAAGUGUUUAACGAGGACGUGAGUUCUGCUGAUGCGUCCACACUUGUGCGCCACAGUCGAGCCGGUCCGGAGGAAGUCGACGUGGAGUUCAGUCGUAACGAAGGCAGCGAGAUCUCCCUGAAUGAUCCCAGGAACACUGAAGACGAUAAUGAAGUGUCACAGCAGGUUGAUGAACUUGAGAAAAUCAUGGCGGAGUCUUUAAAUGUGUCAGAAACUCAACAGCAAGUGUCUGAACAGGAGCAGACGAGAGGAGACAUCAGUGAUGAUGAGUUUUAACUCAGUGAAAUGUUUGCAAAAGCACAAUG
Messenger RNA from Sinocyclocheilus rhinocerous, 1673 nucleotides. RefSeq names its product spermatogenesis-associated protein 7-like. The record is from RefSeq and is a predicted model, not a curated record. The coding region runs from base 187 to 1644 and encodes 485 amino acids. Gene Ontology annotation, cellular component: ciliary basal body; photoreceptor distal connecting cilium; rod photoreceptor outer segment. Gene Ontology annotation, biological process: microtubule cytoskeleton organization; photoreceptor cell maintenance. The transcript is spliced from 11 exons. NCBI's taxonomy places the organism in Eukaryota, Metazoa, Chordata, Actinopteri, Cypriniformes, Cyprinidae.